Molecule: messenger RNA, 858 nt
Organism: Miscanthus lutarioriparius
Lineage: Eukaryota; Viridiplantae; Streptophyta; Magnoliopsida; Poales; Poaceae
Source: the annotation of a GenBank genome assembly
AUGGAGCAGCUUAUCAAUGGUGGUUCUGCCCCUGUUGUAGCUGGUGCUGGUGCUAGUGCUGCUGCCCCUGUUGCAGCUGGUGCUGGUGCUGCUCUAGGUGCAGCAAACCCUGUUGAUGUUGCUGCUCCUGUAGCUGGGAAUAGGGCUGUGAGGGCAAUGAGGUGGACCAACACCACCUCUGGCUUUGUGCUAAGGAGGAUGGCUGCCCUUGUUAGUGAUGGUAGCAGGCCUGACAAGGUUUUCAAGGACAAAGAUGUGAAUUCUGUGGCCAAAGCCCUCAAGCUGUUCUGUGGGGAGGUUGUUAGCCCAACUCAAGUGUACAACCACUUGAGGAAGUGGAGGCAGAAAUGGGCUAGGUUGAGCAAGUUGAAGGACCUUAGUGGUGCUCUUUGGGAUGACCAGGCUCAUGCUAUCAUGCUUGAGCAAGAGCACUACCUUGGCCACUGCAAGGACCAUCCUAAAGAUGCAGAGUUUCUUAACUGUCCUAUUAGGUUCUACACUGAGAUGGAGGCUAUCUUUGCUAAUGCCAUGGCCACAGGCAAGUUUGCACUUGGGUCUGCUGCUGGCCCAAAGAGGAAGAGAGGGAACUUCUCUGAGGAGGAGAUGCUCAUGUUGACUAACAUGUCAGAUGCUGUGAAUAAUGUGGCCAAUGCUCUUAGGGAGAUUGGACCUACCCAUGUUGAUGCCAAUCUAUACCUUGCUGUGAUAGAGAUGCCUGGCUUCAGUGAGGAGGCACUUAUUGUUGCCUACACCUUCCUCCUGGACAACAAGGCCCAAGGCAGGGGCUUUGUGAACAUGAGUGAUGCCCACAGGGCCUUUUGGCUUAGGACCUUCCUAGCCAAAAACUACUAUGUGUAG